AUGCCCGGGAUGGUGGACGUGCACAACAAGCGCUGUGAAGCGGAAGACUGCCAGAAACAUCCCACUUACGGCAUCGCGAACGGGCGGGCCAGGUUUUGCACCAAGCACAAGGGUCCGGACAUGGUCGAUGUCCACUGUCGGCCGUGCGAGUUCCUGGGGUGCAGCAAGCACCCACACUACGCCUUCGAGGGGGACAAGGCCAGGUUCUGCGCCUCCCACAAGGAGCCCGGAAUGGUCGACGUGAAGCACAAGCGCUGCCACAAGACCGGGUGCAGGGAAAUGCGAGUGUACGAAACUCCCGAGAAGAAGAGCCGGUUCUGUGCGAUGCACCUGGAGCAGUGGCUCACGUCGAAGACCAUACGCCGGACAGCGAAUCACGAGCCGGGGUCGGAAUCGGCUCCGGGGAGGACAUCGGCGAAGAAACGGCAGAAAAAUUCCCGCGGCGCCAAGGGCGGCUCGAAGGCAUCCGGAAACGGCAGGAGGAGCUCGGACAGAGCGGUGGCGGCGGCAACGGCAACGGCAACGGCGGCGGCGGCGGCGGCGCAUAGCCAGGCCUCCGCUUUCCAGCAGCCGGACUUGCUGGACUGGUCGCCGGGGGGAGAGGACGACGCAUCAUCUGCAUCGAGGGGCGGAGUCAAGCGGAAGUUGUCGAAGGCGGUGGGUGGUGAGGUGCGCCCGGGUCCCUCUAGUAGGGGGGCCCGUGCAUCAGGCAACGGCGGGGGGGUGUCCCUUUUGUCCGCGGACGGAGGCGCAGGAGGAGGAGAGACCGCGGUGGAUUGCGUCAGGCGAAGAGGCGCACAGGGGUCCGGUGGUGGAGGCGACGCAGAGGAGGCAGUAGCGUCCGGCAGCGGCGGCGGCGGCGGCGGGCACGGCGCCUCCUCUCCAGAGGGGAGGGGAAGGGCCGGGGGAAGGGGCCGCCGGCCGGCUGCUCGCGGUGACAACGCGGAUGAAAACGGUGCCUUCUUUGCGGCAGCUUCGGAUGCGGCCGCCGCCGCAUUUGGCGGCAGGGGCGAGAUCAAGCCCAAGCUGGAACCCAGGAUGUACGACGACCGCGUUGGGGGAGGGCCCGAAGGCGGCGGCGGCGGCGGCGGCGGCGGCGAUACGUUGUCGCAUCUCGGCGGAGCAACUGCGGCGGAGACCUUCAUGGGGGAGAGGAGCGGCGUGGAGCAGCUGCAGCGGGUGGGCGACGGCGGAGGCGGCGGCGGCGGCAGAAGACGAGGACGCGGCGACCGUCUCUACGAGGGCGGCGGGUCGUUUAGGCGGGGCGGGGACGGAGGCAUGCCGGACGGAGCGGCGGCGGGCCAUGGCCCUCCUCAAGGCUCGGGGGCAGACGUGGACAUGGGGGUCGGAGCUUCGUUCCUGAACCUCUCUCCGCCCUCGGAGAAGUCGACCAUGCACCGGGGGCACCGCAGACUGGCCUCGUUCGACCCAAACACGGACUGCUUCUCGCACUUCAACUACUUGGUAGGGGGCGGCAGCGACGGCGGUGGCGCGCUGGCGGAGGCUAGCCGAAGGGGGCUGUUCUUCCAGCCCGUUGGAGCUGCCGAAGGUCAGGGGUACACCCUGCCGCCCCGGGGGGGGGGCAGCGUCAGCAGCCUGGGAAGCUUCGGGGGGAGCUUCGGCAGCUUCGGAGGUGGCGGAGGGCGACGCCAUCACCGCGGCAUGAGCAGCGGGUCCGUGGACCUAAAUGUCUUGGCACCGGUUCUGGCCGAGCUCCGCGCGAGCGGCGGGGGUUGUGUGAUGGAAAGAUAA
Molecule: messenger RNA, 1752 nt
Organism: Ectocarpus siliculosus
Lineage: Eukaryota; Phaeophyceae; Ectocarpales; Ectocarpaceae
Source: the annotation of a GenBank genome assembly